Molecule: messenger RNA, 1026 nt
Organism: Elephantulus edwardii (Cape elephant shrew)
Lineage: Eukaryota; Metazoa; Chordata; Mammalia; Macroscelidea; Macroscelididae
Gene: TMEM59L
Product: transmembrane protein 59-like
Exons: 8
Coding region: 1-1026 (341 amino acids)
Source: RefSeq, a predicted model, not a curated record
AUGGCGACCGCAGCGCUGCUACCGCUGCUGUUGCUGCUGCUGCCGCCCCCCACCGCCCCCGCGCCGCCCGCGCGUGAUCCCUUUGCCCCGCAGCUCGGGGACACGCAGAGCUGCCAGCUGCGGUGCCGCGACCGGGACCCCGGCCUGCGGCCCUCGCAGGCAGGGCCCGUGAGCCCCUCUGAGUUGCCGUAUGACAGGGCGGUCCUGGUCAGCGCCUGUGAGCGAGGCUGCCGCCUCUUUUCCAUCUGCCGCUUUGUGGCCCGGAGCUCCAAGCCCAACGCCACCCAGACCGAGUGUCAAGCAGCCUGCGUUGAGGCUUAUGUGAAGGAAGCAGAGCAGCGGGCCUGCAGCGAGGGAUGCUGGAGCCAGCAGCUGGAGCCAGAGGCUGAGCCAGACUUGGAACAGAAGAGGAAAGGUCUGGAGGCUCCCAGUGGAGCACUUUCCCUCCUGGAGCUGUUCUCCACCCUCUGCAGUGACUUUGUCAACUCAGCCCAGGGCUUUGUGUCCUCCACAUGGACGUACUACCUGCAGACGGACAGUGGGAAGGUGGUGGUGUUCCAGACGCAGCCUGUAGUGGAGAGUCCUGAGCCCGAGGGGGCGCACCUACAGCGAGUGGAGGUCACCUGGAGAGGAUCCCACCCUGAAGCCCUGGAGGUGCAUGUGGACCCCAUGGGCCCCUUGGACAAGGUGAGGAAAGCCAAGAUCCGAGUCAAGACCAGCAGCAGCAAGGCCAAGGCUGAGUCCGAAGAGCCCCAGGACAACGACUUCCUCAGCUGCAUGUCCCGGCGUUCAGGGCUGCCUCGAUGGAUCCUGGCCUGCUGCCUCUUCCUGUCUGUGCUGGUGAUGCUGUGGUUGAGCUGUUCUACCCUGGUGACUGCACCUGGCCAGCACCUCAAGUUCCAGCCCCUGACGCUGGAGCAGCACAAGGGUUUCGUGGUAGAGCCGGAUUGGCCCCUAUACCCCUCCCACCCCUGUGAGGACAGCCCCCCACCUUACCAGCUGAAGCUGGACUUCACCAAACUGUAG